CACACAACACUAACAGGAAAUAAUGUUGACGCGUAGAUCAAUUUUCAAAAUAAAAAAGUUCAUAAUUUUACUAUUAACAGUCUUCUUGAUAUUCAUAUGGGGCAAUCUUUGGAAUGCUAAGAAUAAUGCCGCCGUACCGAAUUCUGGCGCCGAGGACCAGGCUAGGGAGACCUUAUCCCGGUCGGAACGUUUGUAUCAACUGGCCAAGCAGAAGCACUUGAAGUAUCGAGAGUACUACAUGUUGAAGAAGGAGCAGGAACAAACGAACACCUCCGAGACGACUAAAGAAUACGAGACCACAGCCAGGGAUAUCGGAUUUCUAGAAAGCCGAAAGACAAAAGUGACAGCGCAGCCGGCGAAUUGGUAUUUUGUCUACAGCCAAAGGUGCAAAAUGCCCUACGCGGAUCCCUUCUCCAACGAGUCGUUGACCAUCUACAGUCCAGCCAAACUGAGGACUUGCUCGAAUGAGUCGGAUCUGAUUACGCUAAGCUUUGACCUGAAACUACAGAAGUACAAAAUGCAUGUGAAUCCCAAAGUGCUAGUCGAAUUGGAUCCAAACAUUACUCAGCUGACUUGCAGCUAUCAAGAAGUGAGACGCGGACAGAAUCAGACCGGAGAGUUCUUCAGUGUAAUUUUGCCACCCGUCGACAUGACAGACAACAUGGCUUUGGAUAGGAAUAUAAGCGGAAUAAUUGCCGAGUGCCGUGAUGAAAAGAACGCAUCCAGAAUAGUUCAGCGGGAUGCCUUCCCGCUCGUGCAAGUGAUCCCGAAGACAUCACGGACUGAGUCCCAUCCCUUGCCCAGGCAGCCCAGCGUCAUUAUGCUGGGCCUGGACACCAUGUCGCGGAUGAACUUUAAGCGCACAAUGCCAAAGACUGCCGAAUAUGUGCAACAGUUGGGCUGGUUCGAGAUGGAAGGCUACAACAAAGUGGCGGACAAUACGUUUCCAAAUCUCUGUGUUGUUAUGGCCGGUGGCAGUCCGAAGGAACUAGAAAAAGUCUGUGCUGUGACAAGCAAUGUCCGCAUAGAUUUGUGUCCGUGGAUUUGGAGGGAUUUCAAGACAGCAGGCUACUCGACUGCUUACGGCGAAGAUGUAUUGCAGUACGGCGUCUUCACUGGCCCCGGUGUCGGAUUUGGUCAAUUGCCAACUGACUUUUAUCUGCGUCCUCUUCUGCUGGGCCUCACUGAGUCGAUGCGAACUUUUCGUAGGUUCGGCUACAACUAUUGCUUGGGUCGAAGAAUAACCAUUUCGUAUCUGUACGAUUUUUGUAUGCAGUUCACCCAAAGAUUUAUCGAGGAGUUGGAUCAACCUGCUUUCGGUUUCUUCUGGAGCUGCACCUUUACACACGACUAUCAUUACGGAGCUUCCAGCUUGGAUGGAUUAUUUUUAGACUACCUGAAGACACUCAAAAAGCAUAAGAUCUUUGAAAAAGCCAUCGUUAUCCUGUUCAGCGAUCAUGGUGAGAGGUUUGGUGAUCUUGUCGAUCUGCCAGACGGGUUUCUGGAGGAACGUUUGCCCAUGCUGCACAUCUACUUGCCCCCUUGGUUCCGCAAAACGUAUCCCAGUUAUGCCCAGUCGCUUUAUCUGAAUCGAAACCGCCUGUCGUCUCCCUACGAUCUACACAGCACGCUGCGGCACAUUCUCCAGCUGAAUGCAACGAAACCUGAAGAUCUUCCUCCGCUGGCAAAUUGUCCCACCAGUCAAUCUCUUUUCUACCCUUUGCCGGCAGACCGAAGCUGCAAGGAGGCCUGCAUCGGAGAUCAUUUCUGUUCGUGCACCGAAUUCAUUUCCGUUAAGCUCAACGGAGAGGUAUACAACAUUGUUAAGCUGACGCUAUAUUAUAUCAAUCGUUGGAUGAUGGUGGAAAAUUUCAACAGAUAUUGCGAUCGCCUGGUGCUCGCUGAGAUGGAUCAUGCCGAGCGCAAGCUGCUGAACGAGGAUAAUGGUCAGGAGUCCAUGUAUGGUAAAAUUAUGAUCUAUCGCCUGCGCUUUCGUACCUUUCCACAUGAGGGUCACUUUGAGGCCACGGUGCGCUACCACAGUGAACGCCAGAUUUUGGUUGACUUCGAUAUAGAAGAUGUCAGUCGCUUGAACAGAUAUCACAAUGAUUCGCUCUGCAUCAAAGAUAAAAUUGCCAAAAAGUUUUGCUUCUGCAAUGGAAUCGUUGAUCCAAAGUGGAUCAAUCAGUAGU
Molecule: messenger RNA, 2192 nt
Organism: Drosophila subobscura
Lineage: Eukaryota; Metazoa; Arthropoda; Insecta; Diptera; Drosophilidae
Exons: 2
Coding region: 23-2191 (722 amino acids)
Source: RefSeq, a predicted model, not a curated record